Molecule: messenger RNA, 876 nt
Organism: Chionomys nivalis (European snow vole)
Lineage: Eukaryota; Metazoa; Chordata; Mammalia; Rodentia; Cricetidae
Gene: Cfap90
Product: cilia and flagella associated protein 90
Exons: 3
Coding region: 107-613 (168 amino acids)
Source: RefSeq, a predicted model, not a curated record
CAACGUUUGAGCACAAACGCCCUGAGGGACGCAGAAACCCCACAAGCUGAUGCUUGAGGCCUGGGCUUCCUAGGCAGAGGGACAGGCCAAGACUGAACAGCGGGCAAUGGACCCGGGCAAUACGAAAGAAAAAGAGGAAAAGGGGGAAGAUGAGGAGGGGGGAGUGGAAGAUGGGGAAGAGGAGGAGGAAAUCACUGCCUCCACACUGCGGGGCAAGCCCCGAUCUCUGCCCAUCUCAGCGGUGCCAGCUUUCAGCUACAUCCCGCCUCGGCACCAGGAACCCAAGGAGCUCAGAUACUUCAGCCGCGAGAGCCAGACAGGGGUCAUUUCCCUCUACGACUGUGUUUUUAAGAGGAGACUAGAUUAUAACCAGAAAUUACAUCGAGACGAUAGAGAACAUGCCAAAAACCUGGGACUUCAUAUUAAUGAGGAGGAACAGGAAAGGACCGUGCCGGUGCUGAUGUCCUCUGUGUAUGGGAAACGCAUCAAUCAGCCCAUCGAGCCCCUGAACAGAGACUAUGGCCGUGUGAACCACGUGCAGACCGACUUCUACAGGAAGAACGACAUCCCCAGCAUCAAGGAGCCUGGCUUUGGGCACAUCACUCCAGCCUGAAGCCGUCUCGCGGUUUAUAGGGCACGUUGAGGUGCGCUGGCCAGGGAGUGCCCUCCGAACUCACUUUCAUAUCCAUGUUCUCUACAGCUGCAGGGAUGCACUCUGACCACAGCAGGGGGGGGGGUGCGCACAUAACUAUCUAAGGGGGCUUGGGCACCGCACUUUCCCUCAUGCUCAAAAACUCAGUGUAAGGACUGUCAUUGGGUUUAUUUAAAAUGACACCAUACCAGUUCAUUCUGAACACCUGAAUAAAAGGAAAGCUU